Closterium sp. NIES-67 is the source of this 3322-nucleotide messenger RNA. NCBI's taxonomy places the organism in Eukaryota, Viridiplantae, Streptophyta, Zygnematophyceae, Desmidiales, Closteriaceae. The record is from the annotation of a GenBank genome assembly.
CACCUCUCCGCUCCCGUCCCGUCGUUACCUUCGUUUCGCAUCUACGGAGCCGCAAACAAACUCGUGACAGCGCCUCAGUAUUGCUGGCGGGAAGAACACCCAGGCAUUCUUUAUCUCCCUCAUUUGCCAUGGGUCUUGCUGGAACUCCUGCCGACGAAUGUGAACCGUCGAUCCCACCGUCAGUCCGUCACACAUCACCGUUGAAAUAUUCUCCACUCGCUGUCCUCGUCGACUCGCCAGCAACAGCAAGCGCGGGUUACCGAGAUCACGAAGUAUGCGCUGCGAGGUACUUCUGGCGCGAGCGGCCUCUUCCACUGCCACGCGUCGCGACCGACCCAAUGCGGCGCGCAACCGAUCCAAUAACUUCAGCGGCUUUCACGGCGAAUUUCACGGAAACUAGAGACUCUCCAGCUCAGAGCCGGGCGGAUCAGCCGGGGGAAGGAUCAGCGGGUACGGGGGAAGCUACAGAGGGAGACGGGGGAGCUUGCGGGGGGUUGGCGGAGAGUGGCCCUGUUGCGGAGAGAGGAGAGGAUAAAGAGACAGAGAUGGGGAGGGAAUCGAGGGGAAAGAGGGGUGUUUUAGGGGGAGAGGAGGGGGGGUUGAUUGAGGAAAAGGAAGAGGACUUGGAGAGGAGGAGGAGGGUGAGAGAGAAGAAGCGACGGCGGGGCAAUGAGAAGAAGGAGAAAGCGAGGCACGAUCGUGUGUUGGGGGAGACCGAGGCUGCAGCUGAGGCUCGGCAUCAGGCCAUUGAAGGGCUCCUCUCAGCUGCCUUCUCCGCCCUCUGUACGCGUUUGGAGCAGCCUCAACAUGCAUCCGUCCGUUCACAGCUGAUCCCCCCUGAGUGGGAUCAAGUGCCCGCCCUGCAGCAUGCACUGCCGUGUGGCCAAUAUGACCAGUGCAGGGUGGAGAAGGGGGGGGGAGAAGGGACAGGGGAGGGGGGAGGUGGAGGUGGUAAGGGAGUGCCUGGGCGGCGGGAGGUCAAGUGUGAGAGCCAUAGGUGUGACAGUAGCGAGUGUGAUAAUGACGGGCGUGGGGAUGCAGGCUGUGGUGUGCGGCCAAGGAAUGGUGAUGUGGAGGGAAACGCGUCUUUGCAGCACUGCGUAACUAUCCCCUCUGCUGCCAAUGGACCACCAGCAGCACAGCCAGCAUCCGUCUCACCAGCAGCACAAGCAGCAGAAGCAGUAGCAGUGACAACAGCAGCAGCAGCACCAGCAGCAGCAACAGCAGCACCAGCAACACCAGUAGCCGUAGAUCUGGUUGCUCUCGGGAAUUGUUGGCAAUCCAAGCUGUGCGAAGUCUCUCUUUCUUUCCCUCUCACCACUGAACCUCCCCACCCUCCACCUCACUCCCUCUCCUCCCUUUCCACUUCCCCCAACACCCUCUCCUCCCACACCUCAUCCGCCCCUCUGUUCCGUUACUUGGUAGCCAAUCCAUCUGCCGCUCAUGACGCUCUAGCAUGCGUGCACCUGGGCAUGCAUGCGGAUGCUCGUGGGAGUGACGCUCAGUUCGUCCUGCCCCCACGGUCCCGGUUCCUCAUUUCUAGUGCUUCUGAGUUGCCGCAUCUCCUGCCGUCCCUGCUGCUGCCACCCCCACCCCCAUCACCCUCAUUGUCAUCCCCACCACCACCACCGUCACCCACACCCUCACCCUCACCACCAACCCCACCGCAAUCCCACAGCCCACACCAACCACAGCUGCCGCACCCACCCUACCGAAACCCUCAACCUGAACCAACCUCCCAAAAGCACCACCACGAGCAACACCAGCAACGGUACCACCACCAAGGGCAGCACCACCAAGCGUACCGCCACGGGCAACAGCACCAAGGGUACCACCUGAUCCUCAUCGACCCCCCUUGGGAGAACAAGAGCGUGGCCCGCACCAGGUCUUACUCCACCCUCCCCAACCGUCACCUGCUCUCCCUCCCCGUGCCCCGCCUUGCUUCGAGCCAACAUGGGGCGGUGGUCGCGCUGUGGGUGACCAACAGGGAGAGGCUGAGAAGGUUCGUGGAAAGAGAGCUGCUGCCGGCGUGGGGGGCGAGACACGUGGCGACGUGGUAUUGGAUGAAGCUCUCCUCUCUCUCCCCUCCGUCCCUCCUCUCCCCCCUCGCCUGCUCCCACCACCGCCCCUACGAAGUGCUGCUACUCGCCCUCAUCCCCCCAAACCCCAAGGUGACUUUGGAGCCAACUCAAAAGUCCCUCGCGUGCUCCCACCACUGGCCCUAUGAAGUGCGGCAACUCGCCCCCAUCCCCCCACACCCCGAGAGCAGUGGUUGCCAGUCGCUCAAGAAAGGACUUGAACGUAAAGCACCUCAAGAUGGAAGGGGGAUGUUGUGGUUCGUCCCGCAUGUGGAUGCGUGCAGGGAUAGACGGGAAGGGCGGAAAGAAGGUGGUGGAGUGGGGAGGAGCGUAGGGGGGGAAGAAGGGAAGAGCGGAGGGGGAGGAGUUUGUCAAGAGAGGGGAGGUGCAGGGAAGGAAUGGCAGGGAGGAGUUGAAGCUGGGGUGAUGAGUGGCUGUGCAGGCGUGGGUGCGGGUGUGGGUGGGGGUGUGGGUGCGGGUGUGGGUGGGGGUGUGGGUGCGGGUGUGGGUGCGGGUGUGGGUGCGGGUGUGGGUGCGGAUAUGGGUGCGGAUAUGGGUAUGGGCAUGGGCAUGGGUGCAAGUGUGAAUGAGCCUGACACUACCAUGGAGUUGAAAGUGCGCCAGGCUCUAUUGGAUAAGCUCGUUCUGUUCAGCGUGCCAGGAGAGCAUUCCAGGAAGGUUCCUCUGAGAGGGCUGCUUGCUGCCGUCACUGCGUCCCUUUUCCAUCUCUCCUCGCCACACCAGAUCAUGCUCCCUCGAGCGCCAGGAGGGGUGGGACGAGAGGGUGUGAAGCCGGCAGAAGGAGCGGCAGGAAUGGAGCUGUUCGCUAGGGACCUAGAGUCUGGAUGGACGUCAUGGGGCAAUGAGCCUCUCAGGUUCCAGCACCAGCAGUACUUCCAUGCGCGCGCUUGAGGGUGGGUGCGUUGGGAAAGGAUGGGUGAAGGAUGGACGUUUUGGGGCAAUGAGCCCAUCAGGUUCCAGCACCAGGAGUACUUCCAUGAGCACGCUUGAGACCUCCGUGUCUGCAGUGGUUUAGGUAUGUUUGUACAUGCAUUGAGGGAGUGUAGUGUAAACGCAGCGUGCAUGUAAGGAACAUCCCUUAUCCUUAUCGAGCCUCGCUAACAUCGAGUACAGCCCUGACUUUCGGAAGUCCAGGCUCGGCCCGAAAUUUCAGGUUCAAACUCUGAGUUGGAAAGUUGACUAGAAUGAGAGAUACAAGGUGCUUUUGUGCAAAGGAGUUGUAC